Messenger RNA from Hydractinia symbiolongicarpus, 2270 nucleotides. RefSeq lists its product as uncharacterized. The transcript has 4 exons. NCBI's taxonomy places the organism in Eukaryota, Metazoa, Cnidaria, Hydrozoa, Anthoathecata, Hydractiniidae. The coding region runs from base 647 to 2161 and encodes 504 amino acids. The record is from RefSeq and is a predicted model, not a curated record.
UUUAAAAUUCGGAUUAUGUUUUGGACAAACGCCCGUUGAGAGGGAGAGGCGUUUAUAAAAAGAGACGUUUAUCGAAAAAAUCAUUGAAGUUAAGGGAUUGUAGUAGAGAGGGCGUUUAUUUGAAGCAUUAUGGUAAACCCAUUUUAAUUUCUAUAGAAGCAAUAACAAACAGUGUUUUCUUAAUGUAUUUUUACUUUUAUUUGCUUCAACAAUACAUUUAUUUACAAAAAUCAGUGAUGUUAUAUCUAAAGAAAAUACAUUGUGUACCUAAGCAGUGCUCAUACAUACUUAGUUGUUAGAUCUUCUAGGUGCACUACGAAGGAAUGUAACCGUCUUUUUAAUCAUGGAAAAAAGACAAAAUUAAACCAACCACUGGAUAGAUUGAAAUUCAAAUUACGAGCAUACUACCCAACAAAAAUCGUAACGUAUAAAGUAACUUCAGCUCUGUCGUCACUUUCAAAUCCAUGAAAGUUCAAAUUUAACUCUCAAAUACAUAUUUACAAAGCUUGCCCUUUUUAAAGAUGAAUUACACAAACUGCAAGCUUUGUGAAUGCUAUCAGUGAAGCUACACUACGAAUUGUGCAAGAAAUUGCUAAAUUGCUUUUAUGUUCAUUGAAAAUAAAAUAAAAGAACACGUUAAUGAGGCAUGAUGGAGUGUCAGCAGGAAUUAAAAAAUAGACGGAUUUGUAAAAACAUGAAACACAAGAAAAGACAUAUAGAUAAUCGAAUUGCAAUAUGUUUUAAGUCGUUGGUAAUAUCAGCGGCAGUUGUUUGUUUUUGGUGGUCGACAUGGAAUUUAUUUGACCAUCUUGACACGUUAGACUCGAGAAGCAACAGCUAUUAUGGUUUUCUUUACGGCUAUGGUUUCAUAUUAACAGCCAGUUUAAUGUUCUUCAUAUUCAGAUCAAUUUUGAAAUCAACUCUUGCGAAAUAUUAUGGAAUUAUUUCCAAAGAAAUACGUAAUAAUGUUAUUAUUACCACCACAGAGUAUGAGCAGAAACCUAACACGUCUACGUCCUAUUUUCUUCUGAAAGGUUUUUUCCCUAUUUUUAUAUACAUUUUAAUAUUGGGAUUAAUCAAUAUAUGGAGAGGUUUCUUUGCCACAUACUGGCAUAUCGCAGAUGUCUUGCACGAAAGUUACCAUGUUCCACAGAUGCUUAGUUUGAUGUUGCUACAGAUAACAGCGAUUAUGAGUCUCUUCUUCACUGAAAAUAACAAUUCAAUCGUUUUGUGUCCAAAUCAUCCAGCUUACCAACACGACGAACUGUAUUACUUAGAUGCUCUGUUUAGUUUUGAUAUACUUCGUGAACAAACUGGAAGCUGUAGGGCUAUGCAGAAUUUAGAUAAACAUAAAUCAAUGGAUAGUCAGACUGCAAAUGCUGAUGCAACAGCUUGUUCUUCCUGUAAUCCAACAUUCGGAUCAUCAUCCUUCAAAAAGACAGUGAUUAGGUUUACUACCACUGAGUUUAGUAUCAGUGAAGUGCUAAUGUUAUGGUUGUUAGGUUUUCAUAAACAAGAGAUGUGUUGUUUUUCCAAUGGAUGCACUCCAGAUCAAAAGAGUGCUUUGCAAAUAGCAGAUCCAUACGUAGUUAAAAUAUCUAGAGCGAAGAAAUGUACUGUAGAUGUUGCUAUUGAACCAAAAACCUGUCCACUUCAUAAUGAGAACCAUAAAAUGACGAAAAUUCACCCAGCCUCUACAAACACCUGUAAAACACCUAACAUAACUAAAAAUUGCUCAAAGUGUUAUCUUGCGUGCUUAAUGGUUUGUUUUUACCAAAUUCACCAUAAACAUUUGUAUCUUCACAUGUUCGCAUGCAUGUUUUGGAGCACGACGUGGAGAAUGUACGAAUAUGCAACAAACUACGUGUUUCAUCAGAAACUCACCAAUAUACCUGGUUUGCUGUUGAUUAUCUUCGUAUCUCAGUGCUUAAAUCAUUUGGUUUUGCUUAAAUUUAAGGAAUGUACAUCCAGAAAGUAUUUGAGGAUUUUCUACACGUAUAUAAGCAUGAUCAACACAGUAUGUAUUUGGGCAUCAGUGUGGUAUACAUGUGAUCUGUUAUCUUCUCAAUUAGACAAGAGGUUGACAAUAUUUGCAUCAGCACAUAUUGUAACAUUUGGUGGACUCGCCAUGCUUGGAAUAUCAAUCAACGUUUCUCUUUGAUAAAACAUUACAUGUACAGGAUUUUUUGAUGAUCUAGUUUAAUUUAACAUAAUGCUGUUGUACCCAAUCAAUAUUUUUCUAUUACAUUUAAAUAAAAUUUAGAAUUUUA